Messenger RNA from Pocillopora meandrina, 522 nucleotides. NCBI's taxonomy places the organism in Eukaryota, Metazoa, Cnidaria, Anthozoa, Scleractinia, Pocilloporidae. The record is from the annotation of a GenBank genome assembly.
AUGUCAGAAGUGUCAAAGGAGGCAUUUGAAAAAUCAUUUGACGUUAUGAAUGAAAAACUGAGGCAAAGAGAUGAUGCAGAUAAAUACCCAUUAGCUAUUUAUCAACCUGUGGCUUUUUCAGAAGAAAUGCUUCAUUAGAGGGAAAUUUCCAAAUAUGAUUCCUGGACUGCUGAAAAAUUAAGAGACACUGCAGUAAAGGUUUUAAAGGAGUAUCUUGUAGAGGCCCCACACUGCUACAAGACAUGCCCAAAUGUUUGUUUCUACCUGGAAAAAAUUUAUCUGCUAGAAAGAAACAUGGAUGAAUUCAGGAAGUAUUUUGAACUGGGACAAGAUGCUGAAGAAAAUAGACUUCCUCUCUUAGAAAAUGUUGACCUGCCAUUAAAGGAUACAAUGGCACCUUUCUACCAACUUUUUGCUAAUGUGGAAAUAAAAGCAAUGUGUAGAAACAGGGCAUGCACCAAAAAUGUCAAAGAGAGUGACUUGAAAUCUUGCGGUCAGUGUGGUAUGCAAAAAUACUGCAGC